This is a messenger RNA of Paraglomus brasilianum, 777 nucleotides long. Lineage: Eukaryota; Fungi; Glomeromycota; Glomeromycetes; Paraglomerales; Paraglomeraceae. The record is from the annotation of a GenBank genome assembly.
AUGGAACGAUUCUUACAAAGUCCUAUACGAAGAUAUGAUUCGCGACACAACCCAGAGCCUGCCACGCCAGGUCUAAGCUUGAAUUUCCAAGAGAUGCUUUUGCGAUCUCCAAGUCCAAAAGCCCUAAGAAGCUCGAUACGUAAUCCACUCAAGCAUUACAUAAAAUCCAUAGACAACACCUCGUCACCACCACCGCCUUCCAUCACCGCCAGUAGUUUUUAUCCUCAAGCGAAACAGUCAUGGCAGUGCGGCCUCUCAGACACAGAAUCCAACUCUACUAUUUCAGCCACCACUGCCAGUAUCACCACCACACCUCCUCCUUCUAAUUUUCUGCCUGAUUCCGCAUCUCCUACUCCCCCUGCACACCGUCGACCUUCACUUUCUUACAAUAAUGUAUCACCUAUAGCAGCGAGCUCAACACCAUCCGAGUUACCAGAGCUGCUCGACGAUUUCUCAGAUAUUUCAUCCAUAGCCGAUGAUCAAGAAAAUAUCCCGCCAGCACAUUAUUGUCAACCAAAGACGUUAUUUGCGUCUCGUGCGGAUCCGAUUACAAAAAAGAGAAUUGUAUUUAGGGAGCUGGCCUUAUCGGAAUAUUAUGACGCUGACUUGGAAGGAGUGAGCUUUACUAAAGAGACGAAGGGAGAGAAGAAGGAAUAUUUGACGCCGAUCAGAGUACCAUCCGCUGGAACCAACAAGUCUACACCUGAGGCUGUUGAAAGUCCCUUUUGGCAUUCAGUGGAUGAGAACGAUGAAUUGACAUUUGACAGUAUUUUUUAA